UGGAACUUUCGGCCGAGUGUAUAUAAACACGCAGCGUGGACGUCCCAACAUCAGACACUGCAAACCCCAAGUUGUGAGGAUCAAGAAGCAAGAGGAAGCAGGAUGUUGUGCCCCAGCGUCUUCCAGCUGUCCACCGCCCCGAGGCCCUUCAUGGAUGCUCACUGGCCCAUCCGCAGCCUGUGGCCUGAAACGAGGCCUCUCUUCUACCACAUGGAGCAGGAGAUGCUGCGCCACAUGCAGGAAAUGAGACAGAACUUGGAGUAUAUGGAGAGGCUGCACCAGAAGAUCUUUGAGGAGAUCGACCACACACCAGUGACAGCCACUUUCCGGCCCAUCGCCUUCCACCGGCUUAGCCCCAACGGAAGCAGCUUCGCGAUCAGCCUCGACACCCAGGAGUUCUGCCCCGAGGAGCUGUCCGUGAAGCAGGUGGGCCGGAAGCUGAGGGUCAGUGGGAAGACGGAGAAGAAGCAGGAGGACGGCAAAGGAUCCUACUCGUACAGGUGUCAGGAGUUCAGGCAGGAGCUGGACCUGCCAGACGGCGUGGACCCCGAGACGGUCACCUGCUCACUGGUGGGAGGGCAGCUGCAGAUCCAGGCACCGCGAGAGAAAGCGGCCGGAGACGGGAAGGAGCGAGUGGUGCCCAUCAGCGUCGCCCCGGUACCGGCCGUCACAGCGGCCUCCGAGGUCGACGGCCCCUCGACUCUAGAGAACUGACAGAAUGAGACUUGCAUGGAGUAAUCUGAUGGAUGGAACGCGUUUUUUGACGAGCUGUCUAUUGCUGAUGUUUUAGCUGGCAAUUAUGAAUCACGUCGACAAUAUUUGGGGAAAAAAAACAACAGCAAAGCCCUGAGUCACAACCUAUUUCCAACAAUGACAGAUGAUGCCGUGGAGAACAUUCUUUUCAGGCAUGCCACAGCCCUGUAAAGUUAUUUUUAAAUAUAGCCUUAGCACUACAAAAGUGUAAUGUCAUUCUAGAAUAUGUUCUUGUGUUUUUUCAUCGUAAAGAAUUAAAAGUUACGAGUUAAUGUUCCUGGUAUGCCUGCCUUGACCAUCAGAUGGCAGUAUAAUACAGCCAUGCAACCAAAUCAUGUUUUUUUUUUUUUGUUUUUUACCAGAUAAAGCAUCUAUAAGAGUUUUAUUGACUAAAAUAAAUACAACUACAAUAAGCGGUUCAGAUAAUGGAUGGAUGGAUUUUUAAAAAAAAGUUGAUUUUAUUCAACCAAGUAGAAGUUUGUUGGAAUAUAAAAUUGUCAAAAGUGAUCUGGCUAAUAUGCAACAGAAAUUAUGCAGUACACAAACAUUUGUAUAAUGAACAAAAAUAACCGCAACAU
This is a messenger RNA of Syngnathus acus (greater pipefish), 1331 nucleotides long. RefSeq names its product heat shock protein, alpha-crystallin-related, b11 (gene hspb9l). Bases 103 to 714 code for a protein of 203 amino acids. Gene Ontology annotation, biological process: response to heat; protein refolding. The record is from RefSeq and is a predicted model, not a curated record. Lineage: Eukaryota; Metazoa; Chordata; Actinopteri; Syngnathiformes; Syngnathidae. The transcript has a single exon. Gene Ontology annotation, molecular function: protein folding chaperone.